CUUUUCUAAUAUUCGUACGCGGGGUUUUGCCCAAACAGAUUACUUUUACCUCACCGUGGUUGCUUUGGCUUCCAUUGAAUUAGUUGCAGGACGGAACGCUUCCUUCGUUCCUUCCUUCAUUCAGUUGGAUCGAUUGCGGCAGUUCACUCGCUUGUUCCUGGUUGUGAAACGACAGAAGGAAAAGAAAAGUAACAUGGGUGAGAAGAAGAAGAAUAAGAGCAAUAGUAAGGUUGAAGAGGAACCUCAACAACAAGAACAACAGCUGAGUGCUAACAAGAGAAAACGCAAAGAGGUUUUUCCUUACGGAAACUAUAAGGCCUACUAUGGCUAUCGCAUAGGUCAAGGGAUAGAUGAAGAUCCUCGACUUAAAGUGUUUAAGAAAGAAUGGUUUGAAGGCAAGGAUUGUCUUGACAUUGGAUGCAACAGUGGGGUCGUCACGGUCCAGAUCGCCAAGAAGUUUCAUUGCCGGAGCAUCCUUGGAAUUGAUAUUGACUACAACCUAAUUCAGGAUGCGAAGUGGCGUCUUAAGCAAAUUAUGAGGAAGGAGUCUGCUGGGGAGAAUAGUACAAGUGCUUGCAAAUCAGAGGUUGCAACACAAACAAAUUGUUCAGAGUCUAGCGAAAAUGCAUAUUCAAGUGAAGGAACCAAUGAAGGUACUAGUGAUUGUUCACCUUCCAACAAAAAACUAUCUGAUAUUGUAUUCUUCCAAACAGAAGAUUUUAUCCAUCCAGAAAUAAAUGAAAGGAAAGAAAGACCCAGGUCUUUUCUUCAGAAUCGAUGCAUCGCAAAGAAGCAUUAUGAUACCAUUCUUUGUUUGAGUGUAGCAAAAUGGAUUCAUCUAAACUGGGGUGACGAUGGAUUAAUUACCUUAUUUUCAAGAGUUUGGGAGCUUCUUCAUCCGGGUGGUAUUUUUGUGUUUGAACCACAACCAUGGCGAUCGUAUGAAAGUAAUCGACUUGUGUCUGAGACAACAGCAAGGAAUUGUCGUGAUAUUAAGUUCCGGCCAGAUGAUUUUAUGGAAAUUCUUUUGGAUAAGAUUGGGUUUAGAAAGGUGGACGACAUCACUUCUGCAUUGUCAGGAAGCAAAACUGGAUUCAACAGACCAAUUUUUGUGUUCCACAAGUGAGAGUUACUGGUUACUAGUAGUAUAAAACAUGUGUCAUUUUCAAUGGGAGAUCCUGUAGUCUAAUUUAUGAAAGCAAAUAGCAAUUAUACUACAUCAGCGACGUUCUAUGGAAUGUAGGGGUGUCCACAGUCGGGUUUGGUAGUCCUCAUUUGGAAUAACCAAUCAAACGGUCGGUUUUAUUUGACAUCGUUUUUUUGGACAUCUAUAAUGGAAUGCAUAGAUGUGGUUUUAAAUUUUAAUGAAUGCAUAGUUAAACUA
Molecule: messenger RNA, 1384 nt
Organism: Tripterygium wilfordii
Lineage: Eukaryota; Viridiplantae; Streptophyta; Magnoliopsida; Celastrales; Celastraceae
Product: probable RNA methyltransferase At5g51130
Exons: 9
Coding region: 194-1126 (310 amino acids)
Biological process (GO): snRNA modification
Molecular function (GO): snRNA binding; RNA methyltransferase activity; O-methyltransferase activity
Source: RefSeq, a predicted model, not a curated record